UCUCCCACCACACCCUGCACUGCCUUCUUCUACACGCUCAGUGGCAACAGUUGUUCGUCCAUCAGCACACAGAUCAAAUCUAUGGAUGUUGAUCUCGCUGCUCUCAACCCCGGUCUUGACUGCUCCAAGCCCAUCAAGGCAGGCCGCUCGGUGUGCAUCGAGCGCAAUGACACAUUUGCGUUCACUGUUCCUGUGUGUGUGAAUUACGGCUUGCUCACACCUGAAGUAACAUGCAACCGGCUAAUUCAGAGGACCAGAAGCUUCCCAACUGAGCUGUACCGCAACAAUCCCGGCCUCAUUUGCUCCAGCACAAUCCCUGCAUCCGUCUCAGUUGUCGGCAGCAAGAUUGGCGUGCAGAUUUGCGUCAAGGCAGAGUAUUGGUCAUUCAAAUUGGGCAGGUGCAAGAAGGGCAGGACCAAGCCAGUCUCGCCAUCCAUGGCGUGUUCAGCCGCUUACCACUUCUAUGGUGGAGAUACGGGUACAGCAGCUGAAGAUUUUUACGACUAUAAUGGUGAAUAUUGCUAUGGAACCAUAGGAGUCGAGGUGAUUUGUGUCCCAUAAUCACUCUACGUGGCUGGCAGGAAAUCUGCAUAUCAAUUUGAGAUGGGGUUGUAGGUCUUAGAGAAAGGCGCGGGAGAGAAAGGAGGUGGGCAAAGGUAGCUUUGGGUACUGUGUAGGACGGAGGUCAUGUCACAUGCUGAUUUUAUAAGACUACCGUAUUUAGACUGGGCGAAUUCCCAUGAAGUAGGAUCAGAAUCAAUAAUGUUCCUGAUC
Molecule: messenger RNA, 774 nt
Organism: Closterium sp. NIES-67
Lineage: Eukaryota; Viridiplantae; Streptophyta; Zygnematophyceae; Desmidiales; Closteriaceae
Source: the annotation of a GenBank genome assembly